AUGCUUCUGCAAGAUUCGGCUACUCCUCGCCUUUUCGGACUCAUUGUGUCUACAGUCAAUGAAUUCCACCGUGCGUAUUUCGAAGACGCACGUGCCCACUGUUGCCAGUUGAUAGGACUCAUUUUCAAAAGCAUUGAAAGGACAGAAGCGAAAUACGAAGCAAUGGGACCUCAAGAUGAAGCAAGCCUGCCGGCCGAAGCCAAAUCCGUACUGAUGAAUAUUUUGGAGGAACGCAGAUUUGAUAAAAGUGCAGUUGUUCGUGUCGAAGUUGUUCGUGCGCUUUCUGUUUUUUGCCAGAUGAGCGACUUAAUGAGAUACGAUGCAAAAUUUGAACCCAACAGUUAUAUCAUCAGUGCACUACGCGACGUUUCGCUCAGUGUACGCAAAGAGGCUGCACGUUGUACGCGACUGAUUUCAAAAGUGGAAAUUGCUGCAUUUGUUUCAGCUAUUGUUGAAGAACAGGACAGCGAUUUUCGUUACAUUGCUUACAACCGUGUAAUCAAUGACUUGCACGUCCGAUCGCUUACGGUAGAGCAGCGCACGCUGUUGUUAAAAAUUGCUUUUGAUGAGAGCGGUGGUAGGUUUUAG
Messenger RNA from Gongylonema pulchrum, 588 nucleotides. Lineage: Eukaryota; Metazoa; Nematoda; Chromadorea; Rhabditida; Gongylonematidae. The record is from the annotation of a GenBank genome assembly.